CCGCGGUUAGAGAGACAUGAAGAAGCAUCUUGCUCUGCUCCCCGUCCUCGCCCUCCUCCUCUGCUCCAGCGUUUUGCUUCCCCUCGUACCUGGAGUCUUGCCACUCUGCACGGACUCGAGGCCCCACGUGGUGCGGAAUGUCACGGUCAAGUUCUGCCCGACGGACAGCGGCGCCGGCGCCGGCGCCGGCUGCUGCGACGCCGCCGACGAUGACGCGGCACGUGAGCGCUUCGACGCUAUGAAUGUGAAGCCGGGCGGCUCAUGCGAUCGUCACCUCAAGUCCAUCAUCUGUUCGAAAUGCAAUCCGUUCUCGGCUGAUCUGUUUGGCAUUGGGUCUACCGCACGCACAGUUCCUCUCUUGUGCAGCUCUUCCUCGGCACCAAAUUAUUCUCAACCUGAGGACCACAGAGGGGACUAUUGUGAGCAAGUUUGGAAAGAUUGCAAAAGCACACCAAUAUCUAAUUCCCCCUUUCAGCCAAGAAAUACUGCGCUUACUGGUUCAGCUUCAAUGCUUACUGAUUUUUUUCAAUCAGAAAAUGACUUCUGUAUGUCACUUUCCGGUACACCAAACAACCAGUCAGUAUGCUUCAAUGGGCAUGGGGUCUCAUUUAACACUAGGAGGAACUCUUCGCCACCUCCUACUGGGAUUUGCCUUGAGAAGAUUGGUAAUGGGUCCUACCUUAAUAUGGUUCCUCACCCUGAUGGGUCCUCCAGCAAAGCCUUCUUCUCCAGACAAGAUGGGAAGAUAUGGUUGGCUACUGUUCCUGAACAAGGAAUGCAAGAAGGUCUGCAAAUUGACGUGACAAGCCCAUUUCUUGAUCUUUCGACUGAAGGUCACCUCAGUUCGGACCUUGGACUCGUGGGUGUAGCGUUUCAUCCGGAUUUUGCAAACAAUGGGCGUUUCUUUGUUUCAUACAUUUGUGAUGGAACUCAGUCACCCAACUGCGCUGGUAGGUGUUCGUGUGAUCAGGAAGUGGAGUGUGAUCCCUCAAAGCUCGGCUCUGAUAAUAAUGGUGCACACCCUUGCCAGUACCAUCUACUUAUCUCAGAGUAUUCUGCGGAAGGUUCACCAUCGAGCUUUUCUGAGGCAACAUAUGCCGAUCCAUCAGAAGUCAGAAGGGUAUUUUCAAUGGGGCUGCCAUACGUUUCUAACCAUGCCGGUCAGCUUCUUUUUGGACCUACCGAUGGAUACCUAUACAUUUUCACGGGAAAUGGUGGCAUAAGAGGAGACCCUUUCAACUUCUCCCAGAAUAAGAAGUCACUCUUGGGAAAAAUCAUGAGGCUCAAUAUUGAUGAUCUACCACAGCUGAAUGAAAUUGCUAACCUAAGCUUAUGGGGUAAUUAUACUAUACCAAAGGACAAUCCCAAUGCUGAUGAUAGCAGCUUACGACCAGAGAUUUGGGCCAUGGGUCUUGAAAACCCUUGGAGAUGCAGCUUUGACUCCGGGAGGCCUUUCCACUUGUACUGUGCAGAUGAUGUCCAGGACCAAUACAAAGUGGUAGAUUUGAUAUCCAAGGGGGGCAACUAUGGGUGGAUUGGUGUGUAUGAGGACCAGCAUGUUGGCUAUCCACCGUGGGCUGCUCAAGUAAUCAAACCUACACAAGGCAUCGUUUUCCCCAUAAUGGGCUAUAAGGUUUCUUCUUCUAACCCUGAGAAUAGCAUGGAAUCUGCAUCAAUAGUUGGUGGAUAUGUGUACCGUGGGUCUGCCGAUCCUUGCUUGUAUGGAAGGUACUUAUUUGCUGACAUGUACACGUCUGCCAUGUGGACCGGCACUGAUGACAAUGGUAAAUAUACCUCUUCUUCCAUUCCAUCGAGGUGUUCCAAGAAGACACCAAUUCUCUGCGAUGAAUCUGCCAAUGGCCCUCUUGGCCCUAUAUCUUCGUUUGGCGAGGAUAACAAUCUAGACGUCUUCAUCCUGGCCAGCCAAGGCGUCUACCGUAUUGUCCAGCCUACCCUAUGCGGCUAUGCUCAUCUAAAUUCCGCACCGACGGACGGAGUGACACCUUCCGGUGGCAGCAAUGGGAUGUCAGCAUCGAUGAAAGCACUGGUGGCUUCUGUGCUGUCGGUUUUGGCUGCAGCUGUGGCCGGCGUGGUAGCUUGGAGGUGUUACUUCAACAACACAGCCUUUUGCUGCAACGGGAAUGUCCAGGUGACCAAUAACAGCACAAUGCACGGAGAUGGUCCUGCAGCAAAACCAGGUGACAUUGAAUUCGCUAUGCCUAAGCCUCAAGAGCGUCCAGGUCGCUAGAUAGACACUCUGUUUAUGGUCUCGAUCCAGUUUGUAUUGAGUAUCAGUGUAUGCUAGCUACAGCGUUCUUUCGUUGAACAACACGUACGUACAUACGUAGUAUUUCAUUGUUGCGUCCUUUUCUAUUUUUUAUUAUUUACUUCUGAGAAACAUUUGAAGAGUUGUAUAAAUAUAUUUGGAAUCUGAAAUAAGGAACUGAAUUUGUAUGAGA
This is a messenger RNA of Lolium perenne, 2459 nucleotides long. Lineage: Eukaryota; Viridiplantae; Streptophyta; Magnoliopsida; Poales; Poaceae. The record is from RefSeq and is a predicted model, not a curated record.